This is a messenger RNA of Seminavis robusta, 2526 nucleotides long. The record is from the annotation of a GenBank genome assembly. Lineage: Eukaryota; Bacillariophyta; Bacillariophyceae; Naviculales; Naviculaceae.
UCCCCAUUGCCCUUCUCGUAUGUCUUUCAAAUGACUUGCAGUUUUGGCUCUUUGAUGGCAAAGCUUAGUCUAGGUAGCAAUUUUAACGUUCGCACGUACCAGGUACGUACAAGUCAGUAAUACUUCCACUGAAGCAAACGAAUCGUCCGAAUCCCGAGCCUCCAGAGAGGCAUCACCGCAACAAUUGCUCCUGUUUGGUUGUUGAAUGCCAGCUAGCUUGACUGUGAGCAUAAAAGAAGAGGAACCGAACGCCCAGCUUGAACAGCAGCAGAGCCCUAUCACAGCCAACCCUCUCUGCCCAAAGACUGCAGUAUAGCUACUAGCUAAUACCAGCGUAGCUAAUACCAGUAGAGAUUCAAGCAGUAGAGGUUCAAGCAUCGACGGCACACACAGCGAGCUAGUCCUGAUCAGAACCAGUCCGCUUCAAGAUCGAGGGCAAAGAGCGGAAGUCACAACACAGCCUCCGGAUUUUGGUUGAUUGAUCAAUUCCAGAGUUUCGUUAAGCAGGACAAGUAAGUAUGGCUCUGAAGACCCUUACCGAAUUGUGGGAAGAAAGGAUGAUAUCCUUUGAUGACAAGGAGCCACUCCGUCGUGGUGAAUGGACUGAGGCAGAAGAGGCAUAUGUGGAGGCUCUAGUGGAUGCCUUUCAUGAUGGCUUACUGGACAUUUCCAAGGGUCAAACAUUAAGAGCGUUGUUAGCCAAGUGCGUUCAUUGCCAUCCUAAAAGGAUCUCCAAGAAGAUGGAGAAGUGUGAUUAUCAUGGCAGAGGCACGUACAUGAAAAAGGCCAACCUGACCGAACAAGAAGUCAAUACCACAGAAAACAAAUUGCGGGCCUUGAGUAUGAGGUUUGAAGAGUCUGUGCAAGGCUAUAGGAACUCUGCUAGAAUCGCCGCAAGGAACGCCACGACGCCUUCAACGUCCGCCUAUGUGGCUAGGGCUGCAGCCGCUUCUGCGGCGCCAGUGGCGUAUCCUUCCGCGGCCUCGUCGUUGGCUACCGAAGGUCACCAGGACCUUGCUCUUUCCUUACUUCUUCAGGCUACCAAUACAUCUACUAUCGGGAACCAAGCCACUGGGGCUGGACAUCUCAGUAGUGGCACAUCUCGAGGUGUCGCACCCGCUGGUUUGUCGUUUGGUGAUACCGGUAUGACGGCAAGGACGUCGACGGCCGGACAAGCCAUUUCGCAGGGGGGCACCGUUCAAAGCCAAACCAGCAACGAAUUCCUUCAAGAGUUGUUGUUGCUUUCUUAUGCAAAUCAGGGUGGGCAAUCCUUGACUUUGAACAACGAUCACCGCCCUCCUGAUCCGCCUGUUCGGGCUGACGAAACGCCAAGCGAUGGGGAUUUAUUGUCGCUUGCUUUGAAUACCCGUCAUCGAGAAGAGCCACCCGAGCGCAAUUUGGCCUCACAAGCUAACUCGCAGCAACCAAUUACUCAGGCUGAGCUCUUGCGGGUGCUUCACCAAACCGGCGGAGUGCCUCUCACGACCGGUACCCGAACCGAGCUCUCAUCCACGCAGACUGCGGCUCCAAGUUCCGAUGCUGCAUUUUUAGAUUUUCUACAUGUACAUCAAUCUGGCACUGCACCUGCUGCUCAGUUGCUGCCUCAGGCUGGCUCUAGGGCACCUUCGUUGUGCGUUGAGGCAGCCAUUCAACAGCUUCUUGGUAAUGAAUCUGUUGCCAGGUUACCACCUCAGGCGGAGUAUCAAUCGCCUUUGUUGUCUGCUCGGCCUACCAGUUCCUCCGGUAACUCCACAUCAUCUGACAUUGAUGCAGCCAUCCAACAGCUUCUUGGUACUGGAUCUGUUGCCAGGUUGCCAGCCCAGGCUGAACAUGCCUCGUCCCAUCAGAAUACAGGCUCUGCUCUCUCUGUGUCCGACUCCACACUGGAGCUUCUUGGCCAGGCACUGGGGAUUCCUAACACAGCAGCGAGUCCAACUCUGGCCCGGCCAAGGUCUGCAUCGACACCAGCGGGUGUUGAGGCAAACCUUAUGCAGCUCCUUGAUCCAACCUUACGAAUGACUCAACCUGCGUCCCAGAACGCUUUUAUCGAGUCAGGAGUGGUGCACUCUCAAAGUGCAGCAGCUGCUCCCGCGACUGCGAUGAAUCAGGAGACAGCAGCGUCAAUUGAAGCGACAAUGAACAUAUUGGUACGUCAAUUUGGAUCUUCUCAAACUGCUCCCCAACCAAUCGGUGCUUCUGCUGCCUCCAUGCCUGCUGAUGGUAGGGCAUUAGUAAGGGCCGCCCGUGUGGCAAGGGACCCUCCUGCGAACUCAACCCAGGCGACGGAGGGUUCAACCAACGAAAACACCGGUAGUCGAGAUGAGGAGGAAGUAAAGAGACUGCUGUCAGAUUUGAUGGCGAAUGCGACGAACAAGCGCCCCAGAUACAACUAAUAAGAGGCAAGGCGUUUCCGAGGAGCACGGUGAAGGGAGACGCUGAAAAGACAAUGAAAAAGAAAUACAUGGGACUUUUUUAAUCUUAUGCAUAUGCAUGUACGAUACAUAGAUGAAAAUUCAUUAUUAUUUG